AUUUUGGAUAAACACCAGAGAAUCAUAACGAGAAUCUAAAUAUUUCACUUUUCCAAUGUUGUUCAUCUGACUGACUGUUCAUUGAUUAUGUUUCUGGAGUGUCGUGAAUGUUUAAUCAUUGAUAUGUUUCUGCAACAGAAAAAAACAAGCGCACACGUACACGUGACGUAAUCACGUAGUGACACUCUGUCGCUUUGUUGAUGACGUGCGGCGUGAAGAACGUAACGUACCAUUACCGCAAACAGCAGCACCAGCAGUUAACGGGGUUUUGUGUCAAUAUUGUUAUACAGCCACCUUUUUAAUCCGCAUUUGUUUUUCUACUCAAAGCCUUGGCUCUGACUGCUUGGAAUCAAGAUGUCGUACAUGCUACCGCAUCUCCACAAUGGCUGGCAGGUGGACCAAGCCAUCCUGUCCGAGGAGGACCGAGUCCUUGUGAUCCGCUUCGGGCAUGACUGGGACCCAACGUGCAUGAAAAUGGACGAGGUUCUCUACAGCAUCGCUGAAAAGGUGAAAAAUUUUGCAGUCAUUUACCUGGUGGACAUCACAGAGGUGCCUGACUUCAACAAGAUGUACGAGUUGUACGACCCCUGCACCGUCAUGUUCUUCUUCAGGAACAAACACAUCAUGAUUGAUUUGGGUACUGGUAACAACAACAAGAUCAACUGGACAAUGGAGGACAAGCAGGAGAUGAUAGACAUUGUGGAAACAGUGUACCGCGGGGCCAGAAAAGGAAGAGGUCUGGUAGUGUCUCCAAAGGAUUACUCUACAAAAUACAGAUAUUGAUUUUAUUAUUUUAUUUUUUACCUUUUUAAGUCUAAGAAGAGUUAUUUUUCAUCCCUCUUCAUAUUCUGUGACAUGACACACAGACUACAAGUUAUCGGAGAUCUUUUUCAUACGUUUUUUUGCCUCUGAAACCGGACAAUACAGAGUUAUGGCCUUGAUCGUUUGUGUUUCCUGUCCAGACUGAUGUGUGAUUUACUUUCUUCAACAAGUUGUGUCUUUUCAAAAUGCCCCCUUUCUGGGAAACAGGUGCUGAUGAAGAAAAACAACAAGUAAAAAGUUCCCAAAAUGUAAUGAAUGUACAUUUACAUAUUAAAGUGUAUUGAUGUAGGUGCUUUGGCUUUCUGUCUUUUCAGGGCGACUCAGAGUAAAGUCGUGUAUAGUGGAAAUAAUUAGUUGAGAUCGGCACAUAUUUGUUUUGAUGGUGACUGAAGUCUGAGUGCAUUUCCUAAGACCUCCACUAGGCGGAGCCAGAGAUGUUUAUUCCUCUAUUACUAAAGGUUCUGUGUCUAUUUACCACGGAAAUAGAUUAGCUAAAGGAAUCUAUUUUUCAGGCACUAUGUACAGGCACAGGUUCAACAUUUUAUUUAGGAUAUAAUAUGAACAUGAAACUGAUGUAUUAGUUAAUCCAAAAGAAUUCAAAAGUGUACGGUCAUGUAAAUAUGAGAUAAUAAAAAGUCAAAAU
Molecule: messenger RNA, 1465 nt
Organism: Gasterosteus aculeatus aculeatus (three-spined stickleback)
Lineage: Eukaryota; Metazoa; Chordata; Actinopteri; Perciformes; Gasterosteidae
Gene: txnl4a
Product: thioredoxin-like 4A
Biological process (GO): mRNA splicing, via spliceosome
Cellular component (GO): U5 snRNP; spliceosomal complex; U4/U6 x U5 tri-snRNP complex
Source: RefSeq, a predicted model, not a curated record